GAUAACUUUAGAAGAAGGUGGGAAGAUGGAGCCGCACGGGAGUAGGCAAGUGCCUGACAGCACUAGCAAUGAUGUCGACAUUGCGUCAGUCAUGGGCUUCUCUGGUUUCGGGAAAAAGGCUCGCAGCUUUGAUGUGGAAGCCAUGUUUGAGCAGACCCGCAGAACAGCCAUCGAAAGGAGCAAGAGAGUAUUGGAGGAGAGGCACCUGGAAGACGUCCAGCGGGAGGUAGCUGGAAGCUCCCCGAUGAGCACAGACAGACCUUCAGCUGUAUCGACAGGCAGCGACAGACCUUCCAGCACCACUUCAAAGCAGAAGGAGAGUGACAGCAGCGACGACAGUGGCGGUUCGGACUCCGAUUCAGACUCCAGCUCUGAGCCCAUCGGCCCCCCUCCCCCAUCUCAGCUCACCGCUGGUGGGACCACAGGUCAGGAGGGAGCGGACGAGGAGGACUUUGUGGGACCCCCACUCCCCCCGGGGUACAGAGCCGGCGCGGCGGAUUAUGAUGAUGAUGAUGACGAAGAAGACAUGAAGGAUGAGGAGGAUGAUAAUCCAGUGAAAAAAAUUCCAGACACUCACGAGAUUGUUCUGCAGCAUGGCUCAAAGACGGUGUCUGCUCUUGCCCUGGACCCCUCGGGCGCUCGCCUGGUUACCGGAGGAUACGACUACGAUGUUAAAUUCUGGGACUUUGCUGGGAUGGAUGCAUCCCUGCAGGCCUUUCGAUCACUCCAGCCCUGCGAGUGUCACCAGAUCAAGGCCCUGCAGUAUAGUGUCACAGGUGACGUCAUCCUCGUGGUGGCAGGAAACGCUCAGGCCAAGGUGCUGGACCGGGACGGCUUCCAGGUGCUGGAGUGUGUGAAAGGGGAUCAGUAUAUUGUGGACAUGGCCAAUACCAAGGGUCACACAGCUAUGCUGAACGAUGGCUGUUGGCACCCAAAGAUUAAGGAAGAGUUCCUGACCUGCUCAAAUGAUGGCACGGUGCGCACAUGGGACCUGAAUUCGGAGAAGAAGCAUAAGGCUGUGUUCAAACCCCGAUCUCAGCAGGGCAAACGAGUCACCCCCACCUGCUGCACCUACAGCCGCGACGGCAAGCUGAUCGCAGCCGGCUGUCAGGAUGGCACAAUCCAGAUCUGGGACAGGAACCUGACUGUGCACCCCAGGUUUCACUGUCGCCAGGCGCACACCCCAGGCUCUGACACCUCCUGUCUCACUUUCUCCUAUGAUGGGACGGCACUGGCCUCUCGAGGAGGAGAUGACACUCUGAAGAUCUGGGACAUUAGGAGCUUCCGUAAGCCUCUUCAGCAAGCCUCGGGUUUGACUACCUUCUUCCCUAUGACGGACUGCUGUUUCAGCCCUGAUGACAAGCUCCUGGUGACAGGGGUGUCUGUGAAGAAGGGCGAGGGAAGCAGCAAGCUGCUCUUCUUUGACAGAGCAACCUUCCAGAAGGUGUACGAGAUUGAAGUGGGUAACACGAGUGUGGUCCGUUGUCUCUGGCACCCCAAACUGAACCAGAUUAUGGUCGGAACUGGGAAUGGCUUGGCCAAGGUCUACUAUGACCCUGUCAAGAGUCAGAGAGGAGCAAAACUGUGUGUGGUGAAGACCAAGAGGAAGGAGAAGCAAGCGGAGACACUGACUCAGGACUACAUCAUCACACCCCAUGCGCUGCCCAUGUUCCGAGAGGCCCGACAGCGCAGCACCAGGAAGCAGCUAGAGAAGGAUCGGCUGGAUCCACUCAAAUCACAUAAACCAGAGCCCCCAGUGUCCGGACCAGGCCGAGGGGGUCGAGUGGCGACACACGGAGGCACGCUGUCCUCCUUCAUCGUGAAGAACAUCGCUCUGGACAAGACAGACGACAGCAACCCGCGGGAGGCCAUCCUGCGUCACGCCAAAGAGGCUUCUGAAAACCCCUUCUGGGUUGCCCCUGCCUACACUAAGACACAGCCAGAGCCCGUGUUUGCCGAGGUGGAGUCUGAGGAUGAAGAGGCUGACAAAGAGCCAGAGUGGAAGAAGCGCAAGAUCUGAGCGCGGCCUCCCCUGCUUCUUUCCCUGUUUUGUGCUUUGGACUUACUUGGGCUUCCUUGAACAUUUGGGAGAUCUGGCUUGUUCUGUUGAAACGUCAUGCUGUCCAGACUCCUGUCAGUAACCAUUGCUUGGUCUGGAUUUGUGAUGAUGGGGCAUUUGUUAUCUUGUUUUAAUCCCUUCAUCCUGUUUUCAUGUAAAUAUAGAACAUUUGUUCAAUAUUUGUAUCAUUUACUUUUACCAGCUUGAAAGACCCCCAGAAUAAUGUGACUGAGAUUUUUAAAGGGGACUUGUAUACGAUGUCAAGAUGUGCAGAUGUUAAGAUGUUUGUGGGUGGGUCUGUUUUAAGAUGUUGCAGUACAUUAAAGUCAUCUUUUUCCCUAAUUCCUUAUCAGUACUAAAUCCAUUAAAGCACUGCAGGUCGUCAAGCUUAUAUAAGGCUACAAAUUGUGUAGCUUUUCGGUGUUACCUGGAUGUGUAAAAUUAUACUGAGAUGGCAUUUUUCAAAUUAGCAG
Messenger RNA from Megalops cyprinoides (Indo-Pacific tarpon), 2532 nucleotides. RefSeq names its product WD repeat-containing protein 70. Gene Ontology annotation, biological process: regulation of DNA double-strand break processing. The record is from RefSeq and is a predicted model, not a curated record. The coding region runs from base 26 to 2020 and encodes 664 amino acids. NCBI's taxonomy places the organism in Eukaryota, Metazoa, Chordata, Actinopteri, Elopiformes, Megalopidae. The transcript is spliced from 18 exons. Gene Ontology annotation, molecular function: protein binding. Gene Ontology annotation, cellular component: nucleus; site of double-strand break.